Anoplopoma fimbria (sablefish) is the source of this 1467-nucleotide messenger RNA. RefSeq names its product growth arrest-specific 2 like 3 (gene gas2l3). Bases 132 to 1376 code for a protein of 414 amino acids. NCBI's taxonomy places the organism in Eukaryota, Metazoa, Chordata, Actinopteri, Perciformes, Anoplopomatidae. Gene Ontology annotation, biological process: actin crosslink formation. The transcript is spliced from 9 exons. The record is from RefSeq and is a predicted model, not a curated record. Gene Ontology annotation, molecular function: actin filament binding; microtubule binding; cytoskeletal adaptor activity. Gene Ontology annotation, cellular component: actin filament.
GAGCACCAACUCAAGAUUUACACAAGAAAAAACGGCUUUAAAUUAAGACAAACUGCGCCGACGUUGUGCUUGAAACCUCCACACCCUUCAGUGUUGCUGAAUGAAGAAGUGAAUCAUCUUUGAUCGCAGUCAUGACUGUCCAGACUGGCAUCCAGGUGUGGUUCGGCGAGAAGUUCGAUGCCCCGUUGCGCAGCCCCAGGAGCCCCAGGAGCCCUCGUAGCCCGUUGGCACAGCGGCACGGCCCCGGCCUCGCAGACGUCUUCCAGUAUGACCAGUGGUUGGCAGUGCGACACGAAGCCACCCUGGUGCCCAUGCAGGAGGAUCUGGCCAUCUGGCUCAGCGGCAUGCUGGGCGAGGAGGUGAGAGCAGAGUUUUUCAUGGAGGAGCUGAACAACGGCGUGAAGCUGUGCCAGCUUAUCGGCGUGCUGCAGACGAAGAUCGCCCAGAGUUGCCCCUCCGCUCUCUGCAAGCUGUUCCCCACGAGGAAGAUCGCAUGCAAGCGGGACGCCUCUCCAGGUUCCUUCUUCGCUCGAGACAACACAGCCAACUUCCUGGCCUGGUGCCGCUACGUCGGCGUGGAGGAGACAUACCUGUUUGAGUCGGAGGGCCUCGUGCUGCACAAGGAGCCUCGGCAAGUCUGCCUCUGCCUCCUGGAGAUCGGCCGCAUCGUCUCCAAGUACGGCGUGGAGCCCCCUGUGCUGGUGAAGCUGGAGAAGGAGAUCGAGCUGGAGGAAACUCUGCUGUUGACGGAGGAGCCGCCUCCGGCCGUCAAAACCUUCAGCGUGUGCUGCCAGCACGGCGGCCUCUACCAGCCCGGGGAGCACGGCCUGGACGACCCACCCUGCAACUGUGCCAACAGAGUCUCCAUUGAGUACCUGUCUGAGGGACGCUACAGACUGGGAGACAAGACCCUCUUUAUUCGGAUGCUUCAUGGGAAACAUGUGAUGGUGCGCGUCGGCGGCGGCUGGGACACACUGCGAGGCUUCCUGAUGAAGUACGACCCUCUGCGAGUGCUGCAGUUCACCACUCUGGAGCAGAAGAUCCUGGCCUUUCAGAAAGGCCCCCCCGGCCUGGGAGGUCACCAUGGCAAUGCAGCUCCGCCCCGUCCUCCAGACAUGGACCCCCUCGCCGCUGUCAACGACCUCAUCUCUUCCUCGUCAUCCUCUUCCUCCUCCACCUCGUCAUCCUCUUCCUCCUUCGGCUCGGCCUGUAAGACGGCGACUGUGACCGCCACGGGUCAGACGUGUCGUUCGUAUGCCGCUUCCCCGGUCUGCACGCCCACGUUGCCCAGAAAAGGCACUGCGUCAGCGCCCAAGAAGAACCUGCAGGGGACACCUUCCUCCCCAGGAAGCCCAACCAGCUUCCCCUGCCCAUGACAACCACCAAAGCUUCCUCCUCUCUGCCCUCCACGCCUGUGGGAAGCUCCAAACAGCCUCCCAGCCCAGGGUGUCAGGGUGGGCAGGUCCA